This is a messenger RNA of Caenorhabditis auriculariae, 2172 nucleotides long. Lineage: Eukaryota; Metazoa; Nematoda; Chromadorea; Rhabditida; Rhabditidae. The record is from the annotation of a GenBank genome assembly.
AUGCUUCUGUUCGACAAGGUUCCGCUUCAUGAAUACUUCACGCGGCUCUUCGACUUCGAUGUCGAUUUCCAGGCCGACAAUCCCUCGUUCCGCUGCUUCUUCUCCAAAGUUCACGUCACGGUUCGUUUUUUUUCGGAAACUGUUUCUCGAGAGAAAAUCAGAAGAAGAAACAAAAGGAAUUCCCCAAUUUACCACAGGAGUCACCAGGGAGGUCAUUUUUCUCUUCGUAUCCCAGUUUUUUCUUUAAAAAAUCGGCUAAUGGGCAAAAAAUGUCCUGAAAGUCUGCACUUCAAUGAAGGUUCAGGAAAAAAAAAAGUAAACGUCUCAAAAAUGGCCCAUUCAGCUGGAUUUUGAUAGCUUUCUAAGGACACGUUUAUUCCAAAAAGACAUAUAGUAGGGAAAAUGGAUGAGUAUUUUUUGGUUUUCCGCCCGUAACUUUAUUAAAAGUUAUCAUAUUGACGUGAAAUUUGACUCAAAUGAGGGAAAUGAUGUUAUUGACAAUUUGAAGCAAUGGUUUGAACCGAUUUCUAAAAAAUACUUCGAAAAAAGUUUUUUUUUGAAUGCUCAUCAAAAUCGCAAAAAAUUAUCAACAAGUAAAAAUUCAACAAAGCCAGUAACCGACAUGAAUGACUAUAGCCAAUAUUUUACUGAUAAGCUUAUUUUUAUGCUUUUUUUAAAGUCAAAAGUAUAACGAAAAUUUUCGAAAAUGCGUGAAAAAAAAGUGUGCAAAAUUUAUUUCAGAUCAAGAAUAAAAUUUUUCGCAAUAGAUCUUGUUUCCGAGUUAUGGAGCUUCAAAGUGUGCAAAACACGCAAAUUAGGCCAAAAAAGCUCUAUUUCGGGCUUUUGAAGUGUCCUAACUCGUAGAAAACGUUCCCUAGUGAGCAUCAAAUAAGAUGUUUCAGAACGCCUCGAAAGUGCUGCUCCUACUCGAAUUCCUGCUCAUCAUCCCUUACGUACUGUUUCUCUUCCCAUGGUGGAUCCUGUGGAUAGGUUUUCUUGCUUCUCUGAACUUUCUGACCAUGUUGAAGGGCUCCACUUGGUCCUUCUCCUCACGACGAUGUACGCGCUUCGGCAGCAGAAACACAGAUUCAUGUGGCCGAUGGUUAUUUUCGCGCGGUAGGUUUUUCAGUCUCGACACACAUGAGUUUCGACUUGAGACGUUGCAAUUUCUCGUCUGGAUCGGCCUCACCUUCUUCAUGUUCUUUGUCGCUCUUUUCGACACGGACGCCUACCUCAAAUUUUAUUCUCAGGGUACAGUCGUAGAUGGAGAGUCAGAAGAGGAAAUGGGUUUCAGGCCAUCAUGAGGGCUUCGCGAGGAUUGCGGUUAUACUCGUCGUCAAGGCUUGUCUCUUUUCAUUUGUUAGAAAAGAUGUUCUCUUCGUUUGAAUAUUCUCAAAGUGUGCUUGACGUCAUACCUUCAUUGGGCAUUUGUCUCGAACAGUUCUUUCAAGCAAAUCCAUUUUUUCCGUGUCGUACCGAAUCCAAAAAUGUUCGAGUUUUCUUCAGAAAUGAGUACGGUCAAAGCACUUCAAAAAUUGACUGCCCAAACUGUUUUUGUAUCUCAGAUCUUAUUGGGAGUUCGGUUUAGUAUUACCAGAGCUAUUCAGAACUAAUAUUUGAGUUAAUGAAGAAUUUGGUAGGGCUGAAGACAAAAAAUCUCCUUUACGUCCAAACUUUUUGCAUAGCUAACCAGGGAACGUUUUUAACCCCCGGUUGAACUUUUUUGCUGAACCAUUGCUGGAAGUGUACUUUAGGGCCCCCUGAUUGCAGAUAAAAAAAAAACAUUUUUCGCGCAAUAGAUCUUGUAUCUGAGUUAUGGAGCUUCAAAGUCCGCAAAAUACGCAAAUUAGGCCAAAAAAGCGUUAUUUUUCAAGCUUUUGAAGUGUCCUAACUCAAAAACGAGGAAAAAAAACGUUCUCUAGUAAGAUCUUAGCUCAAUUCCAGUCACCGAGCUUCAAGAGACGUCUGUCAUCGCUUAGCUCAGAAGAAAGUAGGCCCAAAAAACAUCAACUUUUUUAGGCAAUAGUGCUAAUGAUUGGGGCAUUCCUGUUCUGGCGAUUGUCCGUUUUCCACGCCACCAAAAAGUACUUUGAAGCGAAAUGCGAAGGCGAAAUCGCUGUCGCCGAAUCGCCUGCCGUCGACGGCAUCCAGAAGCUUCUGCAGCCGAUGUGA